AUGUACAAGUUGCUCGUCGCAUACAAUGAGCCGAAGGACCCUGCACACUUCCGGAAGUACUACGUCGAGACGCAUCUGCCGUUGGCAAGCAAACUCCCUGGACUCAAGGAGAGCCGAUAUUCAUUCGACGUGAAGCCCCUUGGGCCCGGCAAGGCGCCAUACUUCUGCAUCUUCGAGGCAGAGUUUGAGAGCGAGGCCGCGCUCAUGAGUGCUCUUGCGUCCAAAGAAGGACAGGCGGUCGCGGGUGACGUUGCUAACUACGCUUCGGGCGGUGUGACCAUGAUGCACUUCGCAUGUGAGCGCUAG
This is a messenger RNA of Ostertagia ostertagi, 306 nucleotides long. NCBI's taxonomy places the organism in Eukaryota, Metazoa, Nematoda, Chromadorea, Rhabditida, Trichostrongylidae. The record is from the annotation of a GenBank genome assembly.